AUGGCCCGUCGCCGGGUCGUCUUCGGGUCGCAGGCAAGCUUCACGCCGCCGCUCGUCACACUCGCCGCGGUUCUGAUCUCCGUGCUUGUCGCCACGCCUGUCGCAGUAAACGCAGGGCCGGUCUGCGACUACGCCAAUGGAACGUGGGUGCGCGCGGAGGGCUAUGCGGCGCAGUACACGGGGAAGUCGUGCGCGUACGCGGGGAAGACGCGCAACUGCGAGAAGAACGGGCAGACCAGCUUCGACUACCGCAACUACAAAUGGGUGCCGGGACAGCCGGAAUGCUCGCUCUCUAGGUUCGACGCGGCGUCGUUCCUGUCGCUGCUGCGCGGCAAGGUGGUGGCCUUGGCGGGCGACUCCAUGAUCAACAACCUCUUCGAAGCCAUCCGAUGCCUCGUCAGCGCCGCCACUCCCGCUCCGGAUUGGAAGGGAACCUUCCCCGGAGUGCCAGGCGAUUAUGAGGUGUUCGAGGUACCCAAGUACGGUACUAAGUUCAUUCGGAUUCAGGACCCCUUUCUAGUUGACUCCAAGCCGGCGGGCACGUCCGACAGUUCGAGUGCCACGUGGACCAUCAACCUGGACAAGCCGUCUCCGCUGUGGGCGUCGCUGCUCAAGACAGCGGACGUGUUUGUGUUCGCCCACGGCCACUGGUUCGACAAUGCUCCUGCCAGCAAGCGACUGCUGUACCAGAAGGGCCAGCCCGUGCAAGCAGACCAAUUCGAGGCCGCCCGGCUGUCCCUAAUCACAGUCGCCAGUUACCUCACUAAGAGCAACUACAAGGGCCAAGUAUUCUACCUCACCUACUCCCCUAGACACUACAGCUCCGCGUUCAAGACAAAAGGCAUGGGUUGUGCUAAAGCCACCGCGCCUUUCACUCCGUCCGAAGGAGAAUAUGCUAUGGGGAAGUCUAAAGAGGCUCCGUAUCUCACGGCGCAGAAGGCGGCUUUGAAGCCGUAUCCUGCUGUGCGCGUGUUGGAUAUUUUCCGGAUGGCGUUGCUGAGACCAGACGCGCACGUGGGGCCAUGGGACGGGAAGAGCGGGAACGGGGACGACUGCUCGCACUGGUGCGAACCGGGGUUGCCGGAUAUUUGGGCUGACUUGCUGUUCAAUGAGCUGAAGAACGGUGGAGCAGCGGGGGGCGGAGAUCGUUCCCCCUUCCGCCAACCCCCUUCCGCAUUCCGCCUUCCGCCUAACCCCUUCCGCGUUCCCCCUUUCGCCGUAACCCUUUGGCAUUCCCCCUUCCGCGUUCUCCUUCCUCGUUCCCGCUUCCGCCUUCCCCCUUCCCCAUCCCCCUUGCGCAUCCCCCCUUCCGCAUUCCCCCAUCAGGCCCCAUGCCCCAUGUUUCCCCCCAGCAGGCCCCAUGUUUCCCCCCAUCUGGCCCCAUGUUUCCCCCCAUCAGGCCCCAUGUUUCCCUCCAUCAGACCCCCUCCCCGCCCCAUUCUUCCUCAUACCAUACUCACCCCGCCGAGUCUCCCUAGACCCUCCUCCCUUUUCUUUUCUCACUGCUUCUGCCUACUUCCCCCCUUCCAUUCUCCCAACCCAACCACCCCCGUGUCUUCCUCCCAGCUGCUAGCGGCCAAGCUUGCGUGCACGACCCGUCACACGGCAGGCAUGACUGGCUUGGUUUCGCCUGCCGACUUUUGUGCGGCACACAUGGCAGCACUGGAAGGGAUGCUAGACCACUCCGCAUCCGUUUCUGCUGCUGCUGGCCUGGGGGCAGGUGGAGGUGGAAAUGGGGCUGCUUCGGAUGAUGGUGGUGGUCUAGGUGAUAAGCGCCUCUGA
Molecule: messenger RNA, 1782 nt
Organism: Closterium sp. NIES-65
Lineage: Eukaryota; Viridiplantae; Streptophyta; Zygnematophyceae; Desmidiales; Closteriaceae
Source: the annotation of a GenBank genome assembly